Messenger RNA from Drosophila obscura, 653 nucleotides. RefSeq names its product proteasome subunit beta type-3-like. Gene Ontology annotation, cellular component: proteasome core complex. Bases 78 to 653 code for a protein of 191 amino acids. The transcript is spliced from 2 exons. The record is from RefSeq and is a predicted model, not a curated record. Lineage: Eukaryota; Metazoa; Arthropoda; Insecta; Diptera; Drosophilidae.
CAUCAGUCACUGCGGCCCCUACCCAGAAGUAUUUUGUGAGAAAAUAAGCAAAUUUGAAUUAAAAACUAAUAAGAAAUAUGUCUGCGAUUAUCAGUGGCAGUGCUGUGGCCCUAAGCGGCAAGCAUUGCGUGGCCAUUGCCACGGAUCAUCCCAUUGCUGGCAGCAACUUUGACCAUGGCAAUAUGUUUAAAGUGGCGCCCCUGAUCUAUGUGGCGCUCUCAGGACCCCAACAAGAUGUGGUCAGAGUGCGCGAUCGCAUGAAGUUGCGCCAGAAUAUGUUUGGCAUGGUGACGCCCGAGAUAUAUGCAAAAAAUCUGUCCAACUAUCUGAGUGAACCCCGUCUGCAGCCCUACCAUGUCGAGAGCGUUGUCGCUGGCCUCCACAGCGAGACCGUGCUGCCAUUCAUUUGCAGUUUGAAUGAGAGCGGACUAUUGCUGGAUGCCGAUGACUUCACCACGGGCGGCAAGUGCCCGGGCAUUGGGGCCAUUUGCAAGAGUCUCUGGAAGCCGAAUAUGGGGCCAGCCGAUCUCGUAGCGGUGCUAUCCGACGCCAUUUUGAAUGGCUCCAAUCUCAUUGGCACACGCAGCUGGGGUGUCACCAUUUACGUUCUGCACAAGCUGUCCGAACACGUUAUUCUGAUGCCCAAGAACUAG